GAAAGGUCAAUCCACAAGUUUGGGGGUCGCUCCUAGGACACGAACCGCGCCGCAGCCUCAGGAGGGCUGCAGGAGAGCCGAGACCAGGCGCGUCUGGCCCCCUCGGGUGGCAGCGACCGGGCACAGAGGCUCGCGCGCUGGGAGCAGCGUGGCGAGGACCCGGAGCCAGGGAGCCGGUGAGCGCCGGGGGCCCCCGCCCUCCCCGACCGGCCGCUCCUCCCCUGGGUGGGUCCCCGCGCCUUUUCUGGCGGGGUCUAUUUGCAUAGAGGGAACUGCCCGCAGUGGCCGCUGCGUUGGAGCGGGCGGCGAGGGGGGCGUGAGCGAUCCGCGGCCGCCGGGACGCCGAUCCCCGCAGCCGCCGACCUGGAUUCGCCCCGGGCCGCAGCGCCGACGCAGAACCGGCUGGACGCUAUGGGCGCGGGCGAGCGCCCGGCGGGCGGGGGAGGCGUGCAGGACCCCCGCGCGGGCUGCGGGGCCCGGGUGCUGGGCGCGCUGUGCCUGCUGCUGUCGGUGGGCUCGGCCGCUGCCUGCCUGCUGCUGGGCGCCCAGGCGGCCGCACUGCACGGCCGAGUGGCGGCGCUGGAGCAGGAACGCGAGCUGUGGCGGCGUGCGGGGCCGUCCGGAGCCCUGACCACCUGGGCCGAAACGCACCUGGAGCGCCUGCUGCAGGAGAAGUUGGAUGGAGUCGCCAAGCUCCGGACAGUUCGGGAAGCCCCCUCCGAGUGCGUCUGUCCCCCAGGUCCCCCUGGACGGCGUGGCAAACCUGGACGCAGAGGUGACCCAGGUCCUCCAGGGCAAUCAGGACGAGAUGGCUACCCGGGACCUCUGGGUCUGGACGGCAAGCCAGGACUUCCAGGCCCCAAAGGGGAAAAGGGUGCACCAGGAGACUUCGGCCCGCGGGGAGCCCAAGGGCAAGAUGGAGCUGCAGGACCUCCUGGGCCCCCUGGACCACCUGGGGCCCGAGGCCCUCCUGGUGACACUGGGAAAGACGGCCCCAGAGGCGCUCAAGGCCCAGCGGGUCCCAAAGGAGAACCUGGACAAGAUGGCGAGAUGGGCCCCAAGGGACCUCCAGGACCCAAGGGGGAUGAUGGGAUGCCCAGCCAGCCAGGACUCCCUGGACCCCCGGGGCCCAAGGGUGAGCCAGGGGAUGUGGGGCCCCAAGGAGAGAAUGGAGCGGACGGUGCCCCAGGACUGAAGGGGGAGCCCGGCCACCCAGGCCCAGAUGGAGCCACAGGGCCCCGGGGUCCCCCAGGCCUCAAGGGAGAACAAGGUGACACAGUGGUAAUCGACUAUGAUGGCCGGAUCUUAGAUGCCCUGAAGGGUCCUCCUGGGCCACAGGGAGCUCCGGGGCCACCAGGGAUCCCUGGAGCCAAGGGUGAACUUGGAUUGCCUGGCGCCCCAGGAAUCGAUGGAGAGAAGGGUCCCAAAGGACCAAAAGGAGACCCAGGAGAGCCUGGGCCAGCUGGGCCCAAAGGGGAAACAGGAGAGAUGGGCCUGUCAGGCCUUCCGGGUGCUGAUGGUCCCAAAGGAGAGAAAGGAGAGUCAGCAUCUGACCACCUACAAGAGAGCCUGGCCCAGAUCAUAGUGGAGCCAGGACCCCCAGGUCCUCCUGGCCCCCCUGGCCCCAUGGGCCUUCAGGGGAUCCAGGGUCCCAAGGGCCUGGAUGGAGCCAAGGGAGACAAGGGUGCAUCGGGCGAGAGAGGCCCUCACGGCCUGCCUGGACCAGUCGGCCCACCGGGCCUUAUUGGGCUGCCAGGAACCAAAGGAGAGAAGGGCAGACCUGGAGAGCCAGGACUCGAUGGUUUCCCUGGACCCAGGGGAGAAAAGGGCGACCGGAGUGAACGUGGAGAGAAGGGGGAGCGAGGGGUUCCUGGCCGGAAAGGAGUGAAAGGCCAGAAGGGAGAACCGGGCCCACCAGGCCUUGACCAGCCCUGCCCUGUGGGCCCUGACGGGCUGCCCGUGCCUGGCUGCUGGCAUAAGUGAUCCUCAGACAUGGCUCCCAACCUGUACAGAUCCGUUUGGAUGUUUUUAACUUGUGUAAAAAAAACAAAACAGUAAUAUAUUGAUCUUCUUUAUGGGAUGUGCCAACGGUGGCCUUGUAACAUUUGAGAGUGUGCCAACCAGCCUCCGGACAACCUGCACAGGAAGCCAGCAGGAAAGCAGACAGACAGGCCGCUCUGGGGAAACUCGUGCUUAAAGGGGCCCCCGGCAGGGCCUGCCUUUCCUAGAGAAGCUGACGAAGGUGAAAAUGCCUGGCUCAGAUGAGGCUGGACAGACUCCGGGUUGGGCCUGCAAUCACCUGAUUAGCAGAGACACACAACUGUUCCCUGAAGCCCCACUGCUCGGACUUCUCACUGUCCAACAAGACCCCCUUGGACAACUGCUGUACCUUCUUGCCUCUGGACCCGGCCACGGGCAGCUGCAUUGGGACCCUGUGUUCAACAGGGCAGGCGAAGAUUCCUAGACUCCAGCACUUGGGAAGAAGGUGAUGGAAAGGAGCCCAAGAGGGCCUUGCUCUACCCAAGCUCAGCAGGCUUCCAGAAGCUACCUGUCACAGGAGCUUGUAACCUUGGGCCUCGGGAAAUGGCAGGGCUCUGUGAAUACCUCAGUGUGGAGCCAGCUGCAGGCAGCUCAGUGACCCCUGACUGUAGGGUAAAGAGACCCAGAUGCAUUAGUUGCUACUUCCGGUCUCCUUAUCACCUCACCCAGAGCAGGUACAGAAGGAGGCUUUGUCAGCCCUGAGGAGAUAUGCCUCCUGCUCAGAACUUGGGUCUCACUGACCCCAAGUCUCCCACCUAGAACUCUGGUCAGCCUGGCAGAAACUGGCCUCGUAGGUGGUAGAGACACCGUGAACCCAAAGGCUGGUCCCUGCAAGCCUGAGCAAAACACCUGUGACAGAAACCCCUGUCCCCUGAGAAGGGGCUUCAACACCUCUAACAAAGGUUCCUAGCUACCCGCUCCAGCCACGGCCUCACAUCCCUCUCCGCGUAAAGGUGCCGUGAGGAAUAAACCACACACGUGUGUCUGGGUGUGCCUAUGCUUGCAGACUUCCCUGGUCACCUCCAGCUGAGUUCAUCCUGAUGGUUCCUGCUGAAGAGGAAACGGGGCUUUCCCUGGGGGCAGAGCCAUCCCAGAAUCCAGAGGAUAUAGUUCAGGGUUAGGAGAUAGGAGGGUAUAGGCUCAAGGCCUGGACCCACACAUGUCAGCAGAGUCCUGGGACCAGUCACAUGUCACAAAGUCCCUGUAUGCCCUUCUGCUAUGCUUGUGAAGCAAGGACACUCUAAACUUGUUGCCUCAAAAUAUUCAUUCUCUCGGUUCUAAGGAUUCAGAGGACCAGCUGGGUGGGUCUCUCUUGGACUCUUCCUCAUCUGGUGACUGGUGCCUGCCAGCUAGGAUCCCGAUGGCCAUGACACCUGCCUACCUAUGACCUGUUGGAAUGGCCUGGGCUUCCUCACAGCAUGGCAGCAGGAUUCCUAGAGAGCUGUGUCACCUUUUAUGAUGAAGCCUCCAAAGUCACAUACUGUCACUUGCUGCCAGAGUCAGAGGUUCAUCCCAAUUGAAGGGGAAGAAGACAGACCCACCUCUCAAUGAGCAAAGUGUCAAUGUCAUAUUUAAAUGAGAAAAUAUGGGAGAGUAGAUCUUGUUGUAGCCCUUCAAAAAUAAAACAAAAACAUCUUUUUCAUGUAGCCCAGGCUAGCCUUGAACUCACUAUGUAGCUGAGGAUAACCUUAAAUUUCUGACACCACCACCACCACCACCACCACCACCACCACCACCACCACCACCACCCUGCAGUCUCUACUUCCAAGUGCUGGAAUUACAGUUGUGCACCACCAUGCCCAUUUUUUUUUUUUUACAGUGCUGGGAAUCGAACCUAAGGCUUUAUGCAUACUAGGCAAGCACUUUACCAACUAAGCUACAUUCUUAGCCUUUGUUGUAGCAUCUUAAAUAAUGCCUCCUGCCACUCAUCUGUAGCCUGAGACAGUAAUGCUCACAAUUCAAAUGUGGUUCAGUAUAUUCAGCUUUGUGGAAUACACAGAGAGUCUAGAACAGGUCAGACACCCCAAGGUACCUGUGCUGGCUGUCCCCGCUGUAUCCUCUGCAAGUCCUAGUAGUAACCAGAGUCCUGCCUAGUGGGUCCAUGUCUUCCCUCUGUGUGUCCUUAGAACAACUUGAAGAGAGAUGCCCAGCCAACGUGCCCAUUUUCACAGAUGACAAAAGCACUUUCUCUGCACGCAGCAAAAAAGCAGUCUCUCUGGCCUCUUUCCUCCAAGGACUGGGCUCUACAGAACAGCACACUUACCAGACCAUACACAUAGAUUCCUUAGUUAGCAGAAGGGACCCAGCCACACACAGGUUAUGUCAAGUCCCUACCUCUGUCCCCCUGAGCAGCUGACAAUAAGUGGGCAGACCGUGCUCUCUGCCAGUUGACGGAAUCAACUGGGGAAACCAGAAAUAAAGAAAAAAAAAGAAGAAGAAGACAGAUGUAGUGGGCCAAAAUGGCCAAUGUGGCUCACUGGUGUCCAUGGCUGCUUUGGAGAUGCAGAAUAGCCUCCCCAGCCCACCACACACUACAGUUAGCGAUGCACUCCUCUCUCCACCUAAGAACUUGAUCUCCUCAUCAGUUCUGCAAAGAGAGGGGCUGCAGUGGUAGGUAUCACUAUGUCCAUUUUACACAUAGGAAAUCUGAAGCUCAGAGUGAGUAGUCAUCUACUCAGGAGUGAACAGCCAGACUGGAGUGAUAGGCGUGGGAUUGGACCCAUGCUCUUGGAAGUCACCUAAUUUAUCUUCCGAAUUGUUUGGCUGUGCAUGGAAUCUGUUGGGCAGUCCCUUGACAAUGGGUGGGCAUCAAGUAGAGCUUGGUAGAGGUGGAAAGCCAGUGUUCUCCGUUUCUCAGCCUGGCUGCAAUGGACCAUUCUUGGCCCACUGCUGCCCCCUUGUGGCCUCAUACCUUAUAUCCUUGCAAUUAGACAUACAAAGCCACUGAGUCCUAUGCCAGCCUGGAGUGAGGACAGAGAGAAUGACUUGUUCAAGGUCCCAGAUGAGACUCUGGGGAAUGCCCUGCCUCACCAAUAAGCCUCAAGGACUGAGAGGCCUUGGGUCUCCCUGGCAAGAGGGACAGUUCUCUCUAAGUCAUACAAUUCUAGAAGAGAGGAGUCUGUUUAUUGAGUCCUUGAGUGUUCCGUGUCCCAUGGCAACUAAAGUAACCACCAGGAUGGCUGUCCCCCUAGACAGAUGGACCUGAGGCUUGAGAGAAGCUGACUGACUCGAUUCCCAUCCUUAGAGGAAGCUUUGAGUUAUCACAGGAGUGGGGAACACUCCUGGCACGGAGUGGACAGAGUCAAGGUUAGCAUACACCUGAAAUCCUGGACACUCUCGUCCAGUGGUAAAGCUGCUCCCAGAGAAUGCCAGCUGAGAAAACUCUGCCCUAGAGUCAAGGGGUGGGGGCAGGGUACGUUUGCUUGCUUGUUGGGAAUGGGUCUCAAUAUAGAGCCUCGAUUGGUCUCUAACUGCCUCAGCCUCCCCAGGGCUGGUAUGACAGGCUUGCACCGCCAUGCUCCCCUCUACCUCCAAGUCUUGCUCACCCCUUCUCUCCUCUCAGUCUGUGCCCUCCUGGCCUGAAGGUCAGACGCCAGAAAAUGGACAGAGGACCUUUAGCCUGGGGCCAGGGGCAGGAAGGAAGAUGGACUCUUGGGUAGUUUUAUGGUUGAAAACAUGCAAUCCACUCAAUUUGGGAGAUGGAAGAAAGAGCUCUGUGGCUGGGUGGUGGUGACAGGAUGAGAAUGUACACAUGCCUCUGAAUUGUACCCUUCAAAAUGUUUUUUAUGUAUAUUUUACCACAAUAAAAACAAGAAAUGCAAGAAUAUAAAGUUCUUUAA
This is a messenger RNA of Peromyscus californicus insignis, 5879 nucleotides long. RefSeq names its product collagen type XXIII alpha 1 chain (gene Col23a1). The coding region runs from base 412 to 1983 and encodes 523 amino acids. NCBI's taxonomy places the organism in Eukaryota, Metazoa, Chordata, Mammalia, Rodentia, Cricetidae. The record is from RefSeq and is a predicted model, not a curated record. The transcript has 28 exons.